Prorocentrum cordatum is the source of this 1417-nucleotide messenger RNA. The record is from the annotation of a GenBank genome assembly. Lineage: Eukaryota; Dinophyceae; Prorocentrales; Prorocentraceae.
CGAGGAGGCCGUGGGUGCCGCGGGCUCCAAGACGGAGAUGCUGCGCUUCGCGGUGCCCGCGCUGGGCAUCUCGCUGGCCGCCCCCCUGAUGAGCAACAUCGACAACGGCUUCGUGGGUAGGCUCGACGGCACGGUCGGUCUGGCGGCCAUGAACCCCGGCACGAUCUUGUCGGACUACCUGCUCUACCUGUUCAUCUUCCUGCCCCGCGCCACGGUCGGCCUGGUGACUCGCGCCCGUGCCCGCGGGGAGGAGGAGGCGCGGCGAGAGCUCGGCUGCGUCCUCAGCGUGGCCCUGCUCCUAGGAGCAGGGCUCACUCUGGUGCUGGUGCUCGGCGCUCCCGCGCUGCUGGGCCUGCUGGGCGUGUCGCCCUCGCUGCGCCCCGCCGCGGGGAGGUACGUCAGGAUCCGCGGCACGGUGGCGUGGGCAGCCCUCAUGCAGAGCGUGGCGCUGUCGGGUCUGCUGGCCUUCCGGGACAGCAUGACGCCGCUGAAGGUCGUGGCCGCCGCCGCGUGCCUGAAUUUCGCCGGCGACUGGCUGUUCUGCGCCUGGCCCAUGCGGGCCGGGGUUGCGGGGGCGGCAGCAGCAACCGCGAUGUCUACCUUAGCGGGGUUCUGUCUCAUGCUGGGAGCGCUCCGGAAGAAAGGCCUGCUGCCUAGAAUUCGCGCAGUAUCAUGGAGAGACAUGGAGCCCUUGAUGGAGUAUGCCCGACCCCUGUCUGCGAUUAUACUCACCCGGUUUUUAGGCCUCACUGCCAUGUCCCUUGCGGCUGCCAGAUUCGGAACCGUUCAUCAGGCUGCGUACCAGAUCCUUGCGAACCUGGUCAUUAUCUGCGGCCUGUGUGGUGAGCCUAUCAGCCAGACAGCGCAAACAAUGUUGCCUCAGAUAUUUGAUGCAGACCCCCCCAGGCCACGGGAGGCGAGACGUGCGCUGGGAAAUCUCUUGGCGAUCGACAUCACAGUGGGAGCUGCGGUCUAUCUUCUCUCUACCAUGUUCCUGAAAUUCGGAAGCCGGAUUUUUACGAAGGACGCGGCGGUGGCAGCGUUGGUCUCCAGCGCUGGUAUACCAAUGGUGCCCAUUUGCAUCGCGUCCCUGGUGCUCGCGCAGUUGAUUGAUGGGACGCAGGUGGCAGCCAGGCAGUUCCCAUUCGUGAUCCGCAUGUCAGUUGUCACGCUGUGCGUGCAGCUCGUCUUUUUGAGCGUUGUGCUGCGGCUGAGCCUCGGGCUGCCAGGGAUUUUCCUGUCUUUAGCCUCGCGGUACUGGAUCCUAGCAGCAGCAACUAUGAUUCAAAUGGUGAGCGGGUCGGGCAAUCUUGGACGGGCAAUAUGGAGCUAGAUCAGAGGGCACAGCAUGAGAAACAUCAUCUCGGAUCGGUCAUUUGCUCCGUGCAUUCUGCACAUCAGUUACCCUUCUAUUCGC